UCUUUGUUUUUUUCUUUUUUCUUAGUGUAAAAUGUUUGAAAAAAGUGUUCUGUGGCCAAAAUAAAGAUGGAAAACAAUAGCGAAGGAGAUAAAGCUCUCUGGAAUGGGAACGCUCUGGGCUUUCAUUCCUGCUUCCUGGAGUUCAGGAGGAACUGGGUUCCCUCAAAUGAGUGUGGUAUGAAAAUUUGCUCAAAACCAAAGAAUGAUGGCUGUUUUGGUACUUCAGGUGGAAUUCGUGCGUUUCAGCUUCAGAAAUGGAAGCAGAAAGUUAAUCGAACUAGGAAAGCAGAUUUUAUACGCACAGCAGAAAAAUUUAAGAAUCAAGUUAUUAACAUAGAAAAAGAUAAACACAAUCACUUCUACAACCAAAAAAGUGACUUCAGAAUUGAGUAUAGUAUGCUGGAAGAAUUGGAAAAUAAAUUGAUUAACAGCAGGAAAACAGAAAGAGCAAAAAUCCAGCAACAAUUGGCCAAAAUACAUAACAAUGUAAAGAAACUUCAGCACCAGUUAAAAAAUGUGAAGCCUACACCUGAUUUUGUUGAAAAGCUCAGAGAAAUGAUGGAAGAAAUUGAAAAUGCAAUUAACACUUUUAAGGAAGAGCAGAGGUUGAUAUAUGAAGAGUUUAUAAAAGAAGAGAAAACAACUAAUAUUGAGUUGAGUGCCAUAUCAAGAAAAAUUGACACAUGGGCUUUGGGUAAUUCAGAAACAGAGAGAGCUUUCAGAGCAAUGUCAAGCAAAGUUCCUAUAGACAAAGUAACUGCAAGUACUCUCCCAGAAGAAGUGGUAAAUUUUGAAAAAUUUCUUCAGCAAACAGGAGGGCGACAAGGGGGCUGGGAUGAUUAUGAUCACCAGAACUUUGUAAAGGUGAGAAACAAACAUAAGGGGAAGUCAGCAUUUAUGGGGGAGGUUCUAGAACACCUUCCUGGAAGAACACAGGAUGAAGUUCAACAGCAUGAGAAAUGGUAUCAAAAAUUUCUGGCCCUAGAAGAAAGAAAAAAAGAGUCUAUUCAGAAUUGGAAAACUAAAAAGCAGCAAAAAAAAGAGGAAAUUUUCAAGUUAAAGGAGAAGGCAGAAAACAUACCUAUGUUUUUUCAUAAUAAACAAGAAGAUAAUCAAAAGCAAAAAGAGGAGCAAAGAAAGAAGCAGAAAUUGGCAGUUGAAGCUUGGAAAAAACAGAAAAGUAUAGAAAUGUCAAUGAAAUAUGCUUCCCAGUUAAAAGAAGAAGAAGAGAAAGAGAAAAAGCAGCAGAAAGAGCACCAACGUCAGUGUAAACUAAAAUUACUACUAGAAAACUAUACCCAGCAGAAGAAAGAACAGGAAGAAUUUUUAAGACUCGAAAAGGAGAUAAAGGAAAAGGCAGAAAAGGCAGAAAAAAGGAAAAUUUCUACUGAUGAAAUUUCCAGAUUUCAAGAAAGAGAUUUAUAUAAACUUGAAUUGAAAAUUCUUGAUAGACAGUCAAAAGAGGAUGAAAAGGCAGAAAAACAAAGAAGACUGGCAAAAUUAAAAGAAAAGGUUGAAAACAGUGUUAGCAGAGAUCCCUCUAGACUUUACAAACCUACCAAAGGUUGGGAAGAACGGACCAAAAAGAUAGGACCAACAGGCUCUGGGCCACUUCUACAUAUCCCACACAGGGCUAUUCCAACCUGGAGACAAGGAGUUUAGAAAAGAACAUGAGAUAAUGAAAUUGGUAUUCAGUGAUGAGAAUGUUAGCAUAUUCAGUUAUAAUAGAGUGACUAACAAUGUUCUUUAAAUAUCACUAGUUUAGUAAGAUUGAUUAUUGUGUUGUUAUGUGAAUUAACAGAUAUUAAGUUCCAUUCGGUAUUGUCAUUAGUAUUUCCUGUUUAUACUAAGAAGGUAUUUAAUAUGUAUGCUGGCGUAUGUAAAAGUUUAUUGCUGAAUAAGUUUAUGUUACAAACAGUAUUUCAUUUAAAUACUCAGAACAUUUCAAAGAUAUUUUGUUUUUGUCAUGGCAUUGCAAAUAAAUUGAAACAAUCACAGAAUGACAUUUUUCAAACCAAAAUUUUGUAACAUUUAUAUCUUGGAGGUAAAUUAGCUUGAUUAACAAAAGUGUAAAGUUUUUUUUUUGUUAUGAAAUAAGUACUUUUUCUAAGUUUAACAAAUUGGUAGUUUGUCGGUUACUACAUUUUUGUGUAAUAAAUAUUUUCUAUUUCUUUGAAGCAUGCUUUGUUUUAUAUUUAAAAAUAUGCCUUAUACCUUAUACAUUCCCUGUUGUUUGUAUUACUGAUAUAAUCUUUUUGGUUUCCUUCAGAUUUUCCAAAUUUCCCUUCAGGC
Messenger RNA from Hipposideros armiger (great roundleaf bat), 2292 nucleotides. It is a transcript of the gene CCDC112, whose product is annotated as coiled-coil domain containing 112. The transcript is spliced from 11 exons. Bases 67 to 1662 code for a protein of 531 amino acids. The record is from RefSeq and is a predicted model, not a curated record. NCBI's taxonomy places the organism in Eukaryota, Metazoa, Chordata, Mammalia, Chiroptera, Hipposideridae.